GCUGCCUUCUACAUAACUUUUAAAAACCAAACAAAAUCUCAUUUCGAAAAACCGAACAAACUUUCAAAAUGCUCCUCACAAAUAUCAACACUGUCGCCAUCUUUCUCUGUGCUUUCUUCAGCACAUCUUCUGCCACUCAGAUCAUUGAUAUUGUGAAGCACUCAACAACAACCUGCGGUGACUCGGGAGGACCAACCAGAAAUUACAAUUCUGGUGAUUGCUAUACCUUCUAUGAUACCGAUCAUGGAUUGGUGUUGAAAAAUAUGCCACGAGGUUGCACUUUGACCACCUAUGCAGCUAAAGGCUGUGCCGGAGUGACUAGUCACUAUGGGCUUGACGGUAUAAUCAUUGACUGUGAGCAUGGGUGCAUCAGUGACUACUCAAUGCAUGAGGCCAUUGUCGUCAUCUCUUCUCAAGGUGUCUCUCCACUUGUUCGUGUCAGAAUGACUCACGCGGAUUUGAUCAAACGUGCUUUAGACGCUGGUGCCCAUGGUACUGUCGUGCUGAUGAUUAACACUGCGGAAGACGCCAAGGCCGUUGUUCAAAAUGCUAGCUUCCCUCCUCAAGGUUUGAGAGGACAAGGUUCGGCAUUUCCGGGAUUUGCACUCAGUACAGUUAUCGAAAUUCCGACCUAUGUAAGAACCGCCAAUGAGACUCUGAUAACUUCUUUGCAAAUCGAGUUCAAGACAGGCGUCGAGAACGUUGAUGCUAUUUGCGCAGUGCCUGGGCCAAAUGACCUUGCGCUUUCUAUCCUCGGCUAUGUCCCUGCGAAAGGUGAUGAGCCCGUAUUUGUUGACGCCAUUAACAAGAUUGUAGCUGCCGCUAGAAAGCAUGGAAAAUGGGUUGGCCGGCUGUCGAACGAUGGGUUUUCAGCCAAUGAGCAUCUGAGUACUUUUGAUGUAGUAGCUAUGAGCUAUGAUAUCCGGGCGAUGCAGGAUUGGUAUCAAACGGAAUUAAGGGCGGCACGAAAGUAA
Botrytis porri is the source of this 974-nucleotide messenger RNA. RefSeq lists its product as uncharacterized. Lineage: Eukaryota; Fungi; Ascomycota; Leotiomycetes; Helotiales; Sclerotiniaceae. Gene Ontology annotation, molecular function: aldehyde-lyase activity. The record is from RefSeq and is a predicted model, not a curated record. Bases 69 to 974 code for a protein of 301 amino acids. The transcript is spliced from 5 exons. Gene Ontology annotation, cellular component: cytoplasm.